GGGAAUUUGAGGUCAACAACAACAACAACUGCAAAAAAUAGUGUCCGGACAUAAAACUUGGUUCAUGUAGUAACUUAAAUGUGUUUGACAGUUAUAUAUUCUCAUAUAAAAUAGAUUUUCUGACAAGGAAGAGUUAUAUUGUAAAAGAUCAUUCUGCAGAAUCUAUUGGACAAGAAUCUGAUUGGCUACAUGUAUGCUGUUAUAUUUACUAUUAAGAUUUUACCUUCAGGCAGAUGAAACUUAGUUAAAGGAGACCAUUGGACAUGUUCUUGAUGUGAAAUGAUUCCAGCAUGUUUAGACUGUAGAUGAUGAUAGAUAUAACAGACACUGCCUACCUGGGGAGAAGUUUCAGGACAAGGUCAUAGUAAAUAAGUGAAAAGUCACAGAGAGUCAACAUCACUGAUUUAUUUAUAUUUGUCAACAGUCGAUACACAGAUAUUGAUCAUACUGUCUGUCCAGUGAACAGCACCCUUGGGCAAUGUACGGUCACGGAGAGACGAUUGCAGACAAUAUUUCCAGCAGACGACAAUUUAUCUAGCAUGCUAAAGGUUAAAAUGAUGUUUAGCUGAUGUUGGGGUUUUGCAAAUGAAAGCCACAGUUCACCAAAAACCCUGAUACAGAUUAGGUGGAUCAGACAUUUGAUGGACUUGUGCAAAGGAAAAUAGCACUAUGACGUAAAAGGGAGUGUAUAUAGAUGUAUAGGAAAGAGUUCUGCUAGGGUAUGAAGAAGUCCAGUCUCCGACAUAUGUUUUUUUAACGUUGGAGGGAAGCAACAAUCAAGAUGCAGGGAAAUACAGAAGUUGAACUUACGGAGUUUGAGAAGAAGAUCAAUGAACGGGUCGGGUUUUCCUCGUGCUACCGGCCGAGACCCGUUACAACCGAAAAAUCAGAUGGAAACAUGCAUUUUAACAUAACAAAACAUCCAAAAGAAGCAUUAGAAAUCAUGAAUGCUUUACGUAGAUCAGAAAAAUUAUGUGAUGUGACGUUAUUAGUUGGUGAUGAAAAAUUUGUGUGUCAUAAAAUAGUGCUAGCAUCGUCGAGUUCAUAUUUCCGUGCAAUGUUUACAGGCGGCAUGAGAGAGGAGGAGAUGAGCAUAAUUCCCUUGCACGGAAUUCAUCCGUGCACAUUAGCAGUUCUAAUAGACUUUGCAUACACUGCAGAAAUUAGAGUCAGUGAACAAAAUGUGUGCUAUCUUUUGCCGGCAGCUACUAUGUUCCAGAUGAAUCACGUUGUUGAAGCGUGUAGUGUAUUUUUAGAACAGCAGUUGGAUGCUAGUAACUGUAUAGGAAUAACGGACUUUGCGAGUGAACAUGGAUGUACAGACCUGGAAACAAAGGCACGAGAAUAUAUUUAUAAACAUUUCUCAGAAGUAAUCAAAUGUGAUGAGUUUUUGCAAUUAACUUCUUCUCAGUUAGUUAAUUUAAUUAAACACGAUGAACUAAACGUGAAGUGUGAAUCGGAGGUUUUCAAUGCUGUGAUACGAUGGGUGCAACAUGACACAGAAAAAAGACUGUGUAAAUUAGAAAAUAUGUUGUCUGCUGUAAGGUGCCACUUUUUGUCCCCAAAUUUCUUAGAAAAGCAGUUAAAUCAUUGUACAGUUUUAAAGAAAAUGCCCCAGUGCCAAGAAUAUUUAUCUCGAAUUUUUCAGGGGCUUAAAUUACACCAAGUUUGUCCAGAAAAACCAAGAAAACCUUGUGCGCCAUUAGUGAUUUUUUCUGCUGGAGGAUAUUUGAGACAAUCUUUAAGUAAUUUUGAAUGUUACAAUCCACAAACAAAUCAGUGGUUAAAACUUCCCGAUUUACCAACACCACGUAGUGGGCUGUGUGGGUGCACAGUUAAGGGUUCAUUUUAUGCUGUGGGGGGUAGAAAUAAUUCUUCCGAGGGUAAUUUAGAUUCUAAUUCAGUGGAUAUGUAUGACCAGUAUAGACAUUGUUGGGUGCAGCGGUGUCCAAUGAUACUGCCGAGAAACAGAGUUGGGGUUUGUGCAAUGGACAAUAUGAUAUACGCUGUAGGCGGCUCUCAGGGACAGAUUCAUCAUAAUUCAGCUGAAAGGUAUGAUCCUGAUUUAGACAAGUGGCAGAAAAUUGCUCCUAUGAACAGUCAGCGUAUUGGUGUGGGUCUCACAUGUGUUAACCGGCUCUUGUUUGCAGUCGGAGGUUUUGACGGUCAGCAGCGUUUAAGAAGUGUAGAACGAUAUGAUCCUGAAAAAGAUGAGUGGUCAUACGUUUCACCUAUGAACACGACAAGAAGUGGUGCUGGUUGUGCGUCCCUUGAUGACUGUGUAUAUGUUGUGGGUGGUUACAACAGUUCCAGUCAGUUAUCUACAGUAGAGCGAUACUGUCUCAUGACAGAUAAGUGGGAGUUUGUAGCAUCAAUGAGAAGUCCAAGAAGUGCCCUCAGUGUAGCAGUACUGGGCGGAAAACUUUACGCUUUAGGUGGAUAUGACGGCAAUGAUUUCCUGUCCACCGUAGAGUGUUACGACCCAGAUAAAGAUGAGUGGACAGACGUCUCAUAUAUGACUUGCGGGCGGAGUGGUCACGGAGUUGCAGUGGGUGCAGAGCCUGUCGGCAGCUGACGGCAGUAAACCAGAAAUUACGUUGGAACAAAUAAACCAAAGUUGAAACUAUCAAUGUUUCUAUGGAAAUGCUGUACAGAUACAAUCACAGGAACAGUUAGGGUGAAGUCAAUGUUUUCACAUUCUGAAAACACAAAUCCUGCUUAUAUAUCUGAAAACCAUAGUACCAAAACGGACACCAGUGCUCACUAACUUUCUAAGAUAUUAAAACACCAACAUCAGUAUUAAGACAAAACCAGAUAAUGUCUGAAACACUGUGCAAAAUCCAGUUUCAUGUGCUUUGGCUGACCAGUUAAAUCUGAAAAUAAACCAGCUCUGCAGCUAAAACAUGCACACUGUAUUACAAGUAGGCAAACAGAAUAAUAGAAAUACUUCUAGAGGAACUGGACACAAAAAACUGAACCCUGUUGUAUGUAUUCAAAAUCUUUCAAACCUGUUACCAGUACAAAACGGUGAAAGCUGAUUUACCAUAGAAAACUAUCUGUGAAAAGCAGUUCACCAGUAGAAAAAUAUUAAUGAAAACCAGUUUACCAGUGAUGUAUUGAAUGUCAAAAUGGACAAGUGACCUGUGUAGCAGGCAGAAACGAGGAAAGGUUGGCGGCACAGCUGUCUCGAGCCUGUAAUAGACACACAGUGGAAAGCUGCUAAACAAUCCAAACCAAUACAACCUCAGCUAGUCAUCAAAGAUCUUAUGUACUGUCAAAGUUAUCAUUUUUAUGGCUCCUAGAAAAAUGGAAUAGUCACAGAAAAAUUUUGAAAGGACAGAUAUUUGUGGGUUUUGCUCCUCAUUUUUUUCUGCUCAUAGAUUGGUGUGAAAUGUCAAUUCUUUCAAUGACCUAUAAUAUUUAAAUAUAGAAAGUGAACGUUUAAGAAAACUACGGUUUCUGCAGAGUUGAACAUAAAGAGAGAAUGUUGUUAAACUUUUUUGUGAGUUUUUUUUUUGAAAACUUCUGUCUGGAUGACAGCAGUCAAAUAAAAGCAAUAUGUGAUUUUCAAGGCCAGUCAUCUGUUCCAUGUAUGAUUACAUGUUCAAUAAAACAACUUAUUCAAAGUUUUCUGUUAAUAAAAAUGAAAUUAUUUCGUAAUUUUGUGACAUUGCAUGUAGUUUAAAAUUGUACAUGAUUGAUUGCCGUAUUUUUUUUUCAGUUUAACAUUGUUGGUCAAUAUUUAUAGGUUCAAAAGUUCACAAGUUUUGCAGUAUAGAUUUCAUGUGACUUCAUGAGUGCAGUUUAACUCAAAGAUAAAAUGCAAAAAAAAUCAUAUUUUUAUUACAUGUACAUGGACUCUUAAAAAGAUACAAAUUUGUUUGUGCCUCAGUAAAAUAGACAUUUUGAUGUUGGUUAACUUUUAAAUGGGACAACACACAAAAAGUCAUUAAUGAAAAAUUUUGACUGUAAAGGUUCUGUUGUAACUUAUCAGCACUUUAUGUAAUCACAAUUUGGUUCUUCCAUUGAGAUUAUUUGUUAGAUGUCCAGCAGUGAGUAUAUGAGAAUUUUUGUAAAUGUUCACUUCCAUCUAUGAGUAAGUAGUUUUGAAUUAUGUAGUAUGAUUUGAUGCUUCUAAAGUUGUACCUUCAUAAUACAACAAGUAAAGUGCGGUUUUUUUGUGCUCUCAGCAUAGUUUUACUAAAUCAGUUUUAUUUUCAAGCUUUUUUGGAUUGUGUAGUUAAGUUUGCCAAAUUAACAUUUUUCUAUAGAUUACAAAAAAGUAAAUCAUUUGUUCCCAGCUUUUGGACUGUAAUUCAUACUGUUUAUAUAUGAUAAUUAAUUUUUUUUAAGUACAGGUGCAAUACUUGUGUACAAUGCUGAAUCAAGUCACAAAUUUCUUUACACAUAAAAAUCUGACCAUUUCUGUCCUAGCAUAAAAAAGUUCUUCUGUUUUAAAGAUAUAGAAAUGUGAGAACUUUUGACAGGUGAAUAGAGGCAAAACAAUCAUUGAGGUACAAAAAGCUUUUCUGUAGUUUACUGGUACUGUACCUCAACAUUCGUCCCGAAUAGAUUUGAAUGGAAUGUAGGAUCAAAUUGUAUGACAUUGUGCAUGAUUUCUUUGUUGUAGAGGAUUUUCAAAAACUGGGCUUUCUUUGUUGUAUAUGAUGUAGGACCAUUUUCUUAUUGAAUGCAAUCAGUUUUAAUCAAAAUGACUAAUACCUAGUAGAUAUUAGUAUAUUAUGUUAGACAUACUGAGCCUGUUCUUUUCUUAGUAACAUGAAAUUAAAGUGAUACUAUUUAACCAUCAUAAGAUGUGUUUAUUUUUCAGUGGUCAGAUUGCUAACAGAAAGUAUUCACAAGUGAAGAAGUUGUCUGAUAGAAAACUUUGUCUCUGUUUUGUUUGGAUUAAAUGAAUGAAAAUGUGAGAAAAUUGAAAACAGUGUUGUUAUGUAAAACUAAGAUAAAUAGUGUACAUUUUCUACAACAUUCAGCAAGUUUCAAAGAUUUCUAAGUUAGCAGUUAGCAAGGAGACAGGUUUUCAGUAAGAUUUAGCAACUUAAUAUCAGUGUUCGCUUUAGAUAAACUAUUAUUAUUUCAAAUUACACUAUUGUAUAUUAUUUUACAAAAACAAUUACUCUGUAAAAAAUGAAUCAGAUUUUUACCAUUUUUAUGAGUUUUGUUUUUCGGAUAUAAAUGGUAGAAAAACACUGAUCAGUUUUUACUGAUACUCAUUUCUAUAGCAUGGCCAAGAUAGCAUCUUUUAUGAAAUGAUUCAGCAUUUUUAAUUUUAAGUUCUGGUAUGUUAUUAUUCCUGUCCCAAUAAAAGAUGCUUUCAUUGUUAUAUGAUACUUUUAUAUGGCAAACCAUUAAACGUCUGUUUAUGGAACAUGUAUCAGUUUUGGUUGUGAGACAGUAACUAUAUUGGUUUCAGUUUUUUGCUGGGAGAAUAAUUAUAUACACAUACAUAGGUUAUGUAUAGUCUAAUUAUGUUUAGGGAUGGUGUACCCAUAGGUUAUUUACAGCCAAAACAUGUUUAAGGGCAGUGUGCACACAGAUGCCUUAUUUCCUAAGUAUUUAGGAUAGAAUAACUCCUGUUCCUUCAUGUAAGCUUGAAAUUGUGAAAAAUCUUUUCUAGCAUCAUUUUAUACAACAGAAUAGGAAGAAAUGAUGAAUAAUUUGUUAAGACUAUUGUUCAUGUUAUUACCAUGUUUGUUAUAAGACUUGAGAUCUGCAUAAUGUUCUUGUUACUUAUUAUUGAUGUUUAUUAUGAUAAAUUUGUUUUGUUAUGACAAUUUGUUAAGCAUUAUAUAGCUUUACAAAAUGAUCAGAACUGUGAAAAUAAAAAGAAAGUAACUAACUGAAUAAA
Messenger RNA from Mercenaria mercenaria, 5869 nucleotides. Its product is annotated as kelch-like ECH-associated protein 1B. The transcript is spliced from 10 exons. Gene Ontology annotation, molecular function: protein binding. The record is from RefSeq and is a predicted model, not a curated record. NCBI's taxonomy places the organism in Eukaryota, Metazoa, Mollusca, Bivalvia, Venerida, Veneridae. Bases 782 to 2575 code for a protein of 597 amino acids.